Colletotrichum acutatum is the source of this 1469-nucleotide messenger RNA. RefSeq lists its product as uncharacterized. NCBI's taxonomy places the organism in Eukaryota, Fungi, Ascomycota, Sordariomycetes, Glomerellales, Glomerellaceae. Bases 36 to 1406 code for a protein of 456 amino acids. The record is from RefSeq and is a predicted model, not a curated record. The transcript has 2 exons.
UCGAAAGUUUCUCAUCUUCCCCAAAGCCUAUCACCAUGGCCUACAAGAACGCAGACCUUGAGAGGGUGUAUUGCACAUGUAGAGCAAUCUUCAGCGGCAAUGAUGCUCUAUUGCGCAGAAAGAAGAAGGUCAAAGAGGUCCUGAUCAAGAACACAACCACCGUUAAGCCACUUUUCAUCAGCUUUGGCGAGCAAAAGACCAUCCUCAUGUCGCAGCACCUAUUGGAAUGCCGGGUAUUUGAGUCCGACCUCCGCGCUAAAGUCAUGUUUCCGAGCCUUUUCCAAAGCACCCCGCAGCAAGAUGCUGACCGAGAGGCUUCGGAGGUCGAUGCAGUGAGAUCGGUCGCAAACGCCUUAGACGAGAUGAGUCAGUCGGAAGGCGAGGAUGAUGACGAUGAACUUGAUCAUAUUCCCGAAUCAUAUCCCGAGGAAGCAGUUCUUGGUCCCAUAGCAGAAGAGGUCCCAGGAGACGCGCCUCUUGCCGACGAGCCUCUUGCCUUAGUCGAGGCUAUAACGCCUCCCCAAGAUCUCGCAAAUAUGUGCGAUAUCGACUCGGGGGUCACUCUGACAAGUCCACCGCCACACCCUGGGCUCCCUUCUUUGUAUCCCGCCUGCCUCCCUUACAAAACGCAACAUGACAUCCUCACCACCACCCAGAGAGUUCUGGAGGAAUGCUGCUUUGAUUUUGCGACCAAAUGGAUACCAGGCGUUCUUCAAUCCCAAGGCUGGGACUGUCCCUCAGCGGUCGAGCUGACGAAGUGGACCAAAGUCUUCAACAGAGCUGGCCUGAACUUGCCUGCGCACGCGACCACGCCUGCAGGCACCACCAUCAAGGAUGUUCUUUUCCGUACACGCCAGCUGAGGCACACGGCCGUGCACAGACAGCCCACGACUGCCCGCGAAAUCAGCCAACACCUGCGGACGGCACUGAGAGUUGCCAAGACUCUUCAAGACGUCUCCCGCGCUGCUCAGCUGGAGGACUUGAUGUCCGAGGUCGAUGAGAAGAUCAAGGCCAUGGUACUGACGAAGAAUGUUCUGGAGAACCGCACUCUGUUCAGCCUCGACGAUAUCCGCCGUCAACGCGAGGAACUUGAUAGACAAGAGAAGGAGAUGAUUGAAAACAUGGUGAGAGAGGAUCGUGAUCACAAGGCGCUUAUCGGUCGCCUGCUUGAAGCCGCCGUUGAUGACAUCUUUGAGAAGAAAGUGACUAGGGGCCAAAUGCUGGAGGAAGCCGAAAAUGAUGCCGCAGAUAUCUACUACGAAGCCAGUGAGGACACCGUGAAUGGGGCUGUCGAGGAUUCCGACAUGAGCGAAGGCAAUAAAACCCCUAGGGAGGAUGGAAAAGACAUUCCUGAACUUUUUGAAUGGGACGAGGCACUUGGAUUUGUGAAACCGGUCCAGUCUUGACGCCUAGGGGGGUUUCAGUUGUGAGUAGAUACAAAAUAUCAAAUAUAUCAUGACUUCACACAG